AUGGCGGGGUUCGGAAUGAGGGGGUUGCGGAUAACAGAUAAUAACCGAAUUGCCAAGGCUUGUGGGGCUGUAAUUGUUAACAGACCACAUCAAUUGCAACAGUCUGAUGUUGGUACAGGCGCUGGGAUAUUUGAGGUUAAGACAAUUGGUGAUGAGUUUUUUGCAUUCAUUGUUGAUUGCAAAGAGCCUAAAGCAUGUACUGUACUCUUGAGAGGUCCUAGUAAGGAUCAGUUCAAUGAAGUGGAAAGGAAUUUGCAGGAUGCCAUGUCUGUAGCAAGAAACAUCCUCAAGAAUCCGAAACUUGGUCCUGGUGGUGGUGCUACACGGUUAACUGUAUCUGCUACAUUGAAGCAAAAGAGUUCAUCUGUGGAAGGUAUAGAAAAGUGGCCGUAUGAAGCUGCUGCUAUAGCUUUUGAGCGUAUACCACGUACUUUGGCUCCGAAUUGCGGGGUGAAUGUGAUUAGAACAAUGACGGCGCUGCAGGGAAAGCAUGCAAAUGGUGAAAAAUCAUGGCUUGGCAUUGAUGGUAGCACUGGUGUGAUAACUGGUGUGAAAGAGAAAAAGAUAGGUGGAUAUCUUUUUGGCUUACUAUUAAUCGAUGACAUUGUGAGUGGGAUGAAGAAGAAGCAGCCUCCUGGUGGCAAAGCUCGUUCGAAGCGUCAAGUUGAGAGAAAAGGCGAUGCAGAUAAUGAGCAAAUAAUUCCGGAGUGA
Prunus dulcis (almond) is the source of this 711-nucleotide messenger RNA. Its product is annotated as T-complex protein 1 subunit gamma-like. The transcript has 5 exons. Gene Ontology annotation, biological process: protein folding. NCBI's taxonomy places the organism in Eukaryota, Viridiplantae, Streptophyta, Magnoliopsida, Rosales, Rosaceae. Bases 1 to 711 code for a protein of 236 amino acids. The record is from RefSeq and is a predicted model, not a curated record. Gene Ontology annotation, molecular function: ATP binding; ATP-dependent protein folding chaperone. Gene Ontology annotation, cellular component: chaperonin-containing T-complex.